Molecule: messenger RNA, 1865 nt
Organism: Sphaeramia orbicularis (orbiculate cardinalfish)
Lineage: Eukaryota; Metazoa; Chordata; Actinopteri; Kurtiformes; Apogonidae
Gene: sh2d5
Product: SH2 domain containing 5
Exons: 10
Coding region: 153-1364 (403 amino acids)
Cellular component (GO): postsynaptic density
Source: RefSeq, a predicted model, not a curated record
CAGAUCCGGACCCGCACACCUGGACCACGACGCAGACGCAACGCCAGGUGAAGACCAAACACCGGGACCAGGAUCAGACCCAGACCCAGACCGGAUCGAGGUGGAGGACUAGUCUGGGUUUCCUUCUUCUCUGAAAAAAGUAAAAGUACACCAUGGGGGAGGCACCAGGAAAAGACAAUGGAGCAGUGACACGAUCAGCAGAGUACGUGGGUUCAUUUCCUGUGGACGACCGCUGUCUGGAUGACCAAAUUGAGCAACUGCACACACAGCUCAAGUCUCUGAGAAUAUGCAAGAGAAGGAGACCUGUGUCCCUGAAAUUCUCCAUCAAAGGGGUGAAAAUGUACAAUGAGGAUGAAACGACCCUCCUGAUGGCCCACGCCCUUCGGAGGGUGUCCCUGUCCAUGGCCCGGCCCAGUGAUUCGCAGUUUGCCUUCGUCUCCCACAACCCAGGAAGCCCCGACGCUCAGCUCUACUGCCAUGUGUUUAAAGCAAGGCACGCCAGAGCAGCCCAGUUCCUGAACCUGCUGCUGUGCCGCUGUUUCCAGCUGUCGUACUUGGAGAAGCACCCAGAGGAGGCGCAGCAGGACUCGGCCGGACAGACGCCUCGCCGCAACCCCUCCCUCCUCAACCACGGCUUCCCCCUCAGCGUCAGCGCCCUGGUGUCCUUCAGGAGGGCCCCCUUCAGAGGCUUACUGCCAGGGACUAAGAAGAGUUCGAAGUCUUCGGACGACCAGCACAGCAGCCAAGAUGACGCCUUCUCCACCUCCUCCCCUUCACUGAUGCGCAAGAAAGCCAUUCGCAACAAAGUGCUGCGUUCGGGGGCGUACCGCUCCUUCACCUUCACCCCUCUGAAACAGCGCAGCCUUCAGGAGCGACUCACUGCAUCGCAAGCAAAGGAACCCAACAAGGCCCCGGCGAGGAGGUCCCGUGCUCCGAGUCUGGCAGAGACAGAAGAAGCGCUGGCUCACGCCGUGUGGUGCUGGGCUGGGAUCGCAACUGACAGCAGCUACUCCCUGCUCGCAGACGACGUGUUGGGAUCGUACCUACUGUGCCCUCACCCCAAAAAACCCAAAUGUGGCUCUCUCAUCAUUCGAUUUCCAUCUGGUCUCGUCACCCACCUCAUAGAAAACACUCGGAAAGGGAAAUUCCUGCUGGAGAAAUGUAAGACUGAAUUCGGCUCCAUAGCGGAGCUCAUUGAACACUACACUGAGGCGCUGGAUGAGUUACCAUGCCGACUGAGCUGCGCGCGAGUCAAUCACUGUUACGAGUGGGAGGAACCCUCCAGAAACCCAGCGCCCGUCAAAGUGCAGAAAAGCCUCAAGAAAACCAGACUUAAAAGUACCCACUUUAAGGCGUGGAUUUAACCCUGUACACUGGAACAUGUGGAUGGACACCGUCCACACAUUCACCAUAUGGGACACCUGUUUGUUUGUUUUGCACAUGUUUUUUACCUUUAAAUCACUUUUGGUGUUGUGAGGAGCUGCCUGCUCUGGGUGUGCCGCUUCACACACUUUAAACACAAAGCACAUGUUGAUGGAACAGUGUAAACGUCAUGUCUUCCAAGUAAUGGUACCUACUUUACCUACAGCUUUAAAUACUUUAGUAUACGCUGUAAUAUGUUGUUAUUUGCCUCUUUUUUAGUUUUUCAUCAUAAAGUUUUAAGAAUAUUUUUGUGUGCCUCAGAGGUAACAGUGGAGUUUAUUGUUGUUUGUGUAUAUAUCUAUUUUUUAUACAUGAAACUAAAGGUUUCAGGACCAAAUGUAUGUUUUUGUACCAAUCGACUGCUGCACUUCAUGACAGCAGCUGUUUUUUAAUCCAUGUUUUGUAAAAUGUCAUGCAAAUAUAUUUGCUCAAAUUUGAUUCUU